Molecule: messenger RNA, 1945 nt
Organism: Gossypium arboreum
Lineage: Eukaryota; Viridiplantae; Streptophyta; Magnoliopsida; Malvales; Malvaceae
Product: UDP-glycosyltransferase 89A2-like
Exons: 1
Coding region: 167-1591 (474 amino acids)
Molecular function (GO): UDP-glycosyltransferase activity
Source: RefSeq, a predicted model, not a curated record
AAAAAAUUCAUAUUGUUGACUUGUCGACCCCAUUGAUGAAGUCUUCGGUCUCCACUCUCCUGUCUUUACAACUCAGCUAUUUUAUCUUCUUAAUUCUAUCAUCACUGACACCAGCUGCCUACCUCUCUUCGUGUGUCGACCAUUGAGCCUUUAUCAACCAGCCACCAUGGCUGCCGAUGCCACCAGAUCCAACCCUCACCCUCACAUCUUGGUGUUCCCAUAUCCAGCUCAUGGCCACAUGCUUGCCCUCCUGGACCUCACUCACCAACUAGCUCUCCAUGGCCUAACCAUCACCAUCUUAGUCACCCCUAAAAACCUACCUUUCCUUUCUCCUCUGCUCUCUUCUCACCCUUCUUCCAUUACUUCCCUUGUUUUCCCUUUCCCUUCUCACCCUCUCAUCCCACCAGGUGUUGAACAUGUUAAAGACGUCGGCAACAGUGGGAACCGCCUUAUCAUGGCUGCUUUAGGCAAACUUGAAGACCCUUUGUUCAACUGGUUCAACUCUCAGUCUAAUCCUCCAGUUGCCGUCAUUUCUGAUUUCUUCCUAGGUUGGACUCAACACCUAGCUACCCGCUUGCAAAUACCUAGACUUGCUUUCUUCUCUACACGAGCUUUUCUGGUUUCUGUGUUUGAUUAUAUUUGGAACAAUGUUGAAAAAGUGAAGUCUUUGAGUGAAGUUGAGUUUGGUCAUUUACCUGGUUCACCGGUUUUCAAGCAAGAACAUUUGCCAUCUUUGUUUAAGCUCUACAAAAGAUCAGAUCCUGACUGGGAGUUUGUCAAGGAUGGACUUCUUGCAAAUGCAAAGAGUUGGGGUUAUGUUUUAAAUUCCUUUGAUGCUUUGGAAGGUGAAUAUAUUCAAUGGUUGAAGACACAUGUAGCUCAUGAUCGUGUUUUCAAUGUUGGACCACUAAGUGUGAUAGGCCCCGAUGUCUCGGAUAGGGGCAAUUCGGGUUCGAGUUCUGACCUGAAUGACCAAGUCAUGACUUGGCUCAAUCAAUGCCCCGAUGGUUCUGUUGUUUAUGUUUGCUUUGGGAGUCAAAAGCUGUUGAGAAAAGAACAAAUGGAAGCCUUGGCUAAUGGGCUUGAAAAGAGUGACACACGUUUUAUCUGGGUGGUGAAACCGGGUACAACCCAACAGCAUGUCGAAGGGUUUGGAGUUGUACCCGAUGGGUUCGAGCAACGAACCGCAGGUCAAGGUUUGGUGAUAAAAGGGUGGGCACCUCAGGCCUUGAUACUGAACCACAAGGCAGUGGGUGGAUUCCUGAGUCAUUGUGGGUGGAACUCGGUUUCGGAAGCGAUAGUGGGUGGAGCUAUGAUGUUGGCUUGGCCUAUGGAGGCUGACCAGUUUCUGAACGCCAGGCUUUUGGUGGAUGAUAUAGGAGUGGGUCUGAGGGUGUGUGAGGGUGCCGACUCGGUUCCUAACUCAGAUGAACUAGGCCGAACCAUCUCCGAGGCUAUGACUGAGGGUGGAGGAAUGAAGACCAAGGCGAAAGAUCUGAAAGAGAAGGCUUUUGCAGCAGUGAGUCAUGGGGGAUGCUCCAUGAAUGAUUUGGUUAGAUUUGUGAAAGAAUUGGGUCAACUUGGAAGGUGAUAAAUCCUUCUGGGUUAUCAGACAAGGCUAUCUUUUCUCUGUAAAAUAUAUAUAUAUAUAUAUAUAUAUAUAUAUAUAUAUUGUUUGUCGUAAUAAGAAUCUGCAGUUAAGCAUUCGCAGGUGGACAAAUAACAAAACAACCAUGAAGAACAUAAACAGAAGCAAGUAUGAAAAUAUGAAAGAUGGUGUCAUGUCUUACCUAGAGCAAUUAAAUCAGAAGAGAUGGUGUUUUGUUCAAGUUUCUUGAUGCUUCAUUAUCAUCCAUGUAUGCAUAUAAGUUUCUCCACCUCAAAAGCUUCAAAUUCUUCUUCUAUGCAUUUUUAGUGACAUCAAUAGUUAAUUAGUGUUUACAAA